Molecule: messenger RNA, 693 nt
Organism: Adineta ricciae
Lineage: Eukaryota; Metazoa; Rotifera; Eurotatoria; Adinetida; Adinetidae
Source: the annotation of a GenBank genome assembly
AUGAAUUAUUUUUAUUGUCUUGCUUUUCUAAUCAUUUAUCUUGGAAAUUUUAUCGGUUGUCAAAGUCAACGAACGAAUAUUGCUAAUCAAGGUCUUUACAGUAGUAUUAGCAUUUCAUGUACAGAUGGUAAUUGUCGUCACCAUGCAACAAUCAUCGCUGGAAGUAUACUAGGCGGUGGUGUUGGAAUCAUUUUCUUGCUGAUUAUUUUCGCGCUGUGUUGGAAACAUUGUAAAGGUCGUCCGUUGAAAACAAAUCCGAAAUUUAUUCAGUCAACCAAUCAAAGAUAUUCUCAAGAUAAUUCGACAGACGAUACGCUUUUCAAAUCAGGUAUUUGGUCGAGUCGACACAUUCAAGAUGGACUCUGGUAUGGAUUCCAUCGUUUAACACUCACGUUUGAUCCUCAAUUAUGUAAAGUGACAGGUUCAGGAUCAGACAACAACGGCGUUUUUCUUCUCGACGGAGUUUAUUCGCUGGCAACUAAACGUAUGGGUUUAGUGAAAACGUAUCAGAUGGAACUUAGCAAGCGAUCUGAAGAUUUGAAAUAUCAAAUGUUAGUUCAAUUGGUGUGGAAUGCGAAAAGCAGUCAAUUCGAAGGUAAAUGGUAUAUACGAACAAAAUCAUAUAGUGGUGAAAAUAAAUUUCAACUAAAAUUCACGUCACAACAACAAUCUCAUCCUUGUAAAACUGUUUAA